AGUAGUCCCAGAAUAAUCUGUAAUACCCUGCAAUUGAUUUAAACCUAGUUCCUGAGCCUAACUUUUCCAAAUUUGAUGUUUCAAUUUUAAAAUUUAAAUUUUAAGUUAUGGCGACGACGGGACGUCAUCUCUCACGAUCUCUUGUGUACCUGCUAAGACAGUCCAGAUGGAACCGAUUGCUCUUGCAGACCCACACAAACUUGCACCCCGUAUCCGUUUACUCAGGUCAGCCUCGAGUGCUUAGCAGCAAAUCCAAUGUAGACGAUGGUUGUGGUUACAGAAAGAAGGGAAAGAAGUCAAAUUGCACAUCUUAUAAGAAAAAUCCCUGUAUCGAAGGUGAUCAGCCGCCGGAAAUGGAAACUCCCGAGCCAGUUAACAACCAGUUGAGGAUGCAAAAGAGAAGAAAAUUCAUGGAGGAAAAGAAGUGUAAAGAUUUGUCGGAGGCUUCAGAUUCCAAGUGCGAUUGUGACCCAUGCUCAUCUAACUCAAAGCCAGUUUUGAUCAAGGGAAGGCGUAAAGUCCGAAUUUCAAUGUGCUGGGACAAAGCCAACGGCUGUUUGCUGUACCUUUCGAAGCUAAAAGAAUCUGGAACGGGUAUUUCUCCCGGUCCCACAUACCUUAAUCACCAUCGAUCGUUUUGCAAAAAGGUCGAUGAGAAUAAAUGUCAGAUCAAACAGGACGAGGAGGAUGACUGCGUUUUUGAGCCUCUGCCAAAGCCGAAUACUCCUAAAUGUACAAGGAUAUCCAGGAAGCGAAAACAUUUACUCGAACUGAAGAAUAAGGCGGCCGAAGCUAAAGCUGUUAGGAAACCGGAAACGGAAACGGAAUCUUCUGUAAAAAACCUCGACGCAACUGUUGAGGCAUUAAAGCACAGUUGCAUGCUAGCAUCCCAGAAGAAGGAUUGUGAGCAGAAGCAGUACAAGGCCCUUUGUGAAGAAUUGAGGACUUCUGAAUCGCAAGAUGACCCCAAAUCUGUAGAUAGCCUGGUGAAGUGCAUGCUAGCUGGAAUAAGAAAAGCCUGUGCCGUUCACGCCCAGAAGAUGGUCUGCCAGCAAAAGUACGCCAAGGAAAUUGCCGCUGCAGAAGCUGCAAAGAAGGAAAAGGAAAAACGGGAGGGAAAGCCAAUAGAUUGUGAAAAAGUCGAAGAGGCGGAGGUCGAAGUGCAAAAUGGCCGGAUGAGUGAGGCCGAAAAGAAAAAGGCCCAAGAUGAAGUCGAGCUCAGCCGAAUACUUGCAGAAAUUAAAGCCAAGUGCAAAAAGCGGCGCGAAGAAGCCGAACUUGAAAAGAAACGUGAAGAGGAAGAAAGAAUGAAGAAAUGCGAAGAAGCCGAGCGUAAAAGGUGCGUAGAAGCUGAGCGUAAAAAUAAAUGCGAGGAGGAAGCGGCCAAAAAGAAAUGUGAAGGAGCUGCGGCCAAAAAGAAAUGUAAGGAAGCAGCGGCCAAGAAGAAAUGUGAAGAAGCUGCGGCAAAAGAAAAAUGCGAAGAAGCAGCGGCCAAGAAGAAAUGUGAGGAAGCAACAGCCAAAAAGAAAUGUGAAGAGGCGGCCAAAAAGAAAUGCCAAGAGCCUGCGGCCAAAAUGAAAUGUGAUGUAGCUGCCACACAAAAGAAAAAGUGUGAAGAACCCGACCAGAAGAAGAAAUGUGAAGAAGCCCAGAAGAAGAAGAAGAAAUUUGAAGGGGCAGAGAUAAAGAAAAAAUGUGAGGAAGCUGAAAUAAAAAAAAAUGUUAGGAAGUCGAGAAAAAGAUAAAAAUGUAAUGAAGCCGAAAAAAGACGAAAUGUGGCCGAGUUUAAGCAAAAUGCGGUGAUCUGAAAAAAAAAAGCUUAAGGGCACAAACUGCGAUGCAAAGGAGUACAAAAAAGUAAAUUAGGGGUUCCGUUAAAGUUAAGGCUUACGGAGAAGUGAAAGAUGGUGUCCCUGGAUGAAGACAUGCUAACGGCUGGGUUCUUACUGUAAUAUUUUUUUAACAAGAUUAAAUAAAAUUUCAUAUUGAAAUCUGAGAGAAAAGUGCCGAAACUCUAAAACAGAAACUUGGCAAGAACGCGCACGAAUCCAUGCCAAAAUAAAGUCAAAAACU
Molecule: messenger RNA, 2073 nt
Organism: Drosophila gunungcola (fruit fly)
Lineage: Eukaryota; Metazoa; Arthropoda; Insecta; Diptera; Drosophilidae
Product: axoneme-associated protein mst101(2)
Exons: 1
Coding region: 108-1745 (545 amino acids)
Source: RefSeq, a predicted model, not a curated record